Messenger RNA from Lasiosphaeria miniovina, 868 nucleotides. RefSeq lists its product as uncharacterized. The transcript is spliced from 3 exons. Lineage: Eukaryota; Fungi; Ascomycota; Sordariomycetes; Sordariales; Lasiosphaeriaceae. Bases 1 to 777 code for a protein of 258 amino acids. The record is from RefSeq and is a predicted model, not a curated record.
AUGCAUUUCAUUGAUCUCCUCGCCAUUGCGGCUGCGCUUGUACUCGCCGUACCGGCGCUAGCGCAAGAUAACAGCACCGCGACAGUCCAGGGCAUCGUUGACCAAAACCGGGAUAAUCGCACAGCUCUGCGCGACAUCGCGGCGCCCGCAUGGGUGGCGUCACCCGAAACUCGCGGCACCCUGGCCAUUCUUUGGUCCUGUCUUGUCACCCUGGUCGCCUGUAUCUACACGGCUCUACACCUCAAUAUCCCUAACAGGUUCCUACACAAGGCCAAAUGGACCGUCAUCGCCCUAUUUGCGCCCGAAUUAGUCCUCUAUAUUGCCUUAGACCAAUUCUUUCAGGCCCGGCGCUUCCUGAGGGACAUGAAAGAGCUUCUACAGGAAAGGGGCUACCGUGAGGGGGAUCUAGAUGAGAGCACUUACUCGUUGAAGUUCUGCUUCUUUGCUGUCAUGGGUGGCUUUCAGGUUUCCAUCGAAGACAUCUACCGUAGCCGGGGUACAGUGGGCAAAUGGGUGAAACCCCCGGAUAUGCUGCUCUCUCUAUCCACCCUUGGUAUCUUGCAACUCGCACGGACCAGCCAUUUCGUUACCAUUUCCGAGGCCGAGAUUGACGACAAGAGUAAGGCCAACAUCAUCCAGAAAUUUCUUGUUGUAAUCCAGGUCACCUGGAUGGCCGUGCAGUGCGCCUUUCGCGCGGCAUGGGGCCUGCCCAUCUCCCUACUCGAAAUCCAUACCCUGGUGCAUGUUGUGUGUACCCUAGCUAUGUAUAUCUUCUAGUUUAAGGUAUACUACCUGUUUUAUUUCCCUCCCUCCACGUCUCUUCCUGCCCCUACGCAAGUCCCAGUUCUAGCGCAGAUACAAAAGAAAC